Xylaria bambusicola is the source of this 2119-nucleotide messenger RNA. RefSeq lists its product as uncharacterized. The coding region runs from base 300 to 1772 and encodes 490 amino acids. NCBI's taxonomy places the organism in Eukaryota, Fungi, Ascomycota, Sordariomycetes, Xylariales, Xylariaceae. The record is from RefSeq and is a predicted model, not a curated record. The transcript has a single exon.
AUACAAUCCUUUGGCAAUCCAUUCAUCCAUCACUACAGAGUAAAGGAAUUGGAUAAGGCCAGUACUCGCUGGGUUAUAGUUACCCAAUCCAGUAAUCCCAUGGAAGGGCUUCAAAUCAUAUUGGGACUAGUUACUAAUGCACCCUUGCCCGCUUUACUAUGGUAGGUACCGCUCUUAGCCCAACCCUUUAGUUUGGCAUCUGCUCCGCGACCUGGCAACCUGGAAGACAUCCCAUCAGCCUUCGCACCUCAUCUGACGGCGCCCGCCGCUGCGAUGCCGUCGAGAUCUUUGGCGUCGAUAUGUUGGACGUCUCUAUGAUACAGCACUGGGUUGAGUCUAUUGAGCCCGUUGAUCGUCUGCCGGGCGCAGUCCACACAUCGAGCGCUCCUGACAUUCGACCGACUAAACGCGCCCGAUACGAUCACGACAAUCCGGUAUCAAGCACGCCCGAACGCCGCUACGAUCCCGCUCUUUUCGAUGAUGCGCUACAAACACCCCCAGAGACUACCAGUAUGCAAACUACGGGGCAGAAAAGACGUGGAGAUGGCAUAGCUAAGGGCAGUGAGUCUGGGAGUACGGUUUCCGAAUUGCAGCAUCGAUCGCUGCCUCCCCCAAAACCAACGUCAAGGCGCCCGAGUCCUGUAAGGCCGUCUCUCAAGACGGCGGCCGACCUAGAAUUACUUGACAAGCCGGUCUUCACACAUGAGAUUGCCGCUGAAGAGAAUGUACAAGCGAUUCUUCCAGACGACGUCCAAUCCCUCUACGUCGCGAUCGAAAACGCUGCAACACACCAGGAGGAGAUCAUCCCCAAAGAGGUACGAGACCAGGUUUCGCGCUUGGUAGGAGAAAAUGCAACGCGCCCGAGGUUUUUUCGAUCGACUGAGACCGUUGGAGGCACCUUGACCGCUGAGGUAACAUUGGCAAGACUACGCGACAUCGUUGACAGAGCGAAGUCAUCAGCAGAACAAGGGCGGCACGAAACGGCGUGGAACCAUCUUGUCCACACCCCCAUGUUAGACUUGGCGUUUCGUAAUAAUGGCCCGGUUGGUGUUGAGCCGGCUAUGACUGCUAACAUCGCGAUGAAUUCGGUACCAAGACUACGACCUGGGAUUGGAGCAGGGUACGACACGGCGCCUCUACCGGCCUGGUCUGCCCCCCACAGCAAUAGUGUAACGCUGUCUGAGAAUUCGGAGGGACAGCGUCCAGACAGCCAACAGCAAGGCAAUAUCGACCGUAAGAAGGUCGACUACGUCUUGGUUGCCGACGUCGCAGACCCGAAGAUGAAGACGGUCAUCCAUGAAAUGGUUUGGGAUCUGGGUAUCUCAGGCUGCGGUACUCAUUUCAACCAAACAGAGUAUCUGCCUUUGCGAUAUAAGCCGAUCGCUGUGACUAUCGAGACCAAGGGAAAGUCAUCGACGCGUGAUCCUUUGCUACAGCUUGGUAUUUGGAUAGCUGCGUGGCACGAACGCAUGUUGCAGGUUCGGACCUUCAGAUCACAAGCCGUCAAGCUCACAGCCGAGGAGCGAAAAGAGCUAUUCAGCAUGAAACUCGUGUCCGUGCCCCUCAUCGUCAUAACGUCGUACGAGUGGGGGCUCUAUUUUGCGUGUGACCACCAAUCCUCCAUUGAGAUGUAUGGUCCUAUCAGUAUAGGGUCUACGAGGAGCCUUCUAAGUGCGUAUGCAUUGCUCACAUCACUCGAGGCUAUUGGGACAUGGAUCGAUACAAAGUAUUGUGCUAGUAUGAAGAAAUGGAUUCUAGUAGACAAAAGCUAAGAAUAUACUAGCAUGGCUCUGGACGUUCUUGACUCGCUUUGUGCAUAUUGUUAUCCCCCGCAUCCUGAUACUGUAAGCACCUUUCACAAAUGAACUGAAGCCAGAAAACCAAUUAGUGAAGUAGACAGCGUUUCGAAAGAUUGGGGCGUCCGCCUCCGCUUGGGCGGUUUGGGAUGCAAUAAUUGCAUAGAAAAGCCAGUAUAUAGCAGCAUCCCGAUCUAAGUUGUGGAUUGAAUGAAGUUGACUAGCUCAGUAUAAGUGCCUUUAUAUAUCAAAACGAAGAUCUAGAAUGGAAUGUUACAGCUCUAGAAUUAGCUCUUAGCCAUAUCCUACCAACCUUAAAUGAA